Molecule: messenger RNA, 849 nt
Organism: Candida dubliniensis CD36
Lineage: Eukaryota; Fungi; Ascomycota; Pichiomycetes; Serinales; Debaryomycetaceae
Product: aldo-keto reductase superfamily protein
Exons: 1
Coding region: 1-849 (282 amino acids)
Molecular function (GO): oxidoreductase activity
Source: RefSeq, a predicted model, not a curated record
AUGUCAUACAGGUUAAUCAAACUCAAUUCUGGCCAUACCAUUCCAUCAAUUGGAUUAGGAUGUUAUGAUAUUCCAAGAAACAAAACAGUUUCGGUAGUUUAUGAGGCUUGUAAGGUUGGAUAUCGUCAUUUUGAUACUGCUGUAUUAUAUGGAAAUGAAGAAGAAGUUAUUGAAGGGAUAAGUAAAUUUUUACGAGAAAACCCUAAUAUACCACGAUCUGAGUUUUUUUACACAACAAAGCUUUGGAAUAGUCAAUUGGGUACUUCAAGUACCAAACAAGCCAUUUCAACCAUGAUGGCUCAAGUUGGUGAUAAAUUAGAAUAUAUUGAUUUAUUAUUAAUUCAUUCUCCAUUACCAGGUAAGACAAAACGUUUAGAGAGUUGGAAAGUUUUACAAGAUGCCGUUGAAAAAGGAUGGAUUAAAAACAUUGGGGUUUCUAAUUAUGGUAAACAUCACAUUGAAGAAUUAUUAACAAAUUCAACCAUUCCUCCAGCUGUCAAUCAAAUUGAAAUUAGUCCUUGGUGUAUGAGACAAGAUUUGGCCACUUGGUGUUUAAAUAAAGGUAUCAAUGUUGAAGCUUAUGCUCCAUUGACUCAUGGUCAUAAAUUGCAAACCAAUAAUACUGAAUUCCAACAAAUCAUGCAAAAAUAUAAUAAAUCAGCAGCUCAAGUAUUGAUUAAAUGGUCAUUACAAAAAGGUUAUAUACCAUUACCAAAGACGAAAACCCCAUCACGAUUGAAGGAAAAUCUUUCUGUUGAUGAUUUUGAAUUGACUAAUGAAGAAAUUAAAGCAAUUGAUCAACCUGAUGCUUAUGAACCAACAGAUUGGGAAUGUACUGAUGCUCCAUAG